CUCGUUGCUUACCUGUCCAUCACGAGAUGCCUGUACGUGGCCAUUCCGGUUAAAGCCAGGUCGACGUUAUCCCCGAGAUUUACACUGGUUAUGGUGGUUUCUAUUUCGGCUUUCGUUUUCGCUGUAUGCACGGUCACAUUUUUUUCUGACGUUGUCAAGCCAGAAUGUGGCUCGGAAUUUAACCUGACACUCCCUCGGUAUGAACGCAGCGAGUUUUGUUUAUCGCACAGUGAAGUUAUCAACGAAUAUUACCUCUCCCUAUGUGUGACAAUUCCGUCAGUCACGGUCUGCGUUGUAAGCACCAGUUCAAUUUUGACUGUGUAUUUUGUAAAACGGUCCGCCAACUCUGCCGUUACACCGGACCGGCGUAAGGCGAACUCUCCACCUAAACUGUCUCAGAGAGAAAAGGGCGUGACCAAGUUCCUUUUGGUGACGUUUAUCUUCCUCAGCUUCUAUCUGCUGCCACCGAUCCUCUUCUGCGCUGCGCAGCUCGCGGAGCCAGAGUUGGCUUUCUUAGGAACUUACAACGACAUGUACUUGCUGACA
Messenger RNA from Lymnaea stagnalis (great pond snail), 546 nucleotides. The record is from the annotation of a GenBank genome assembly. Lineage: Eukaryota; Metazoa; Mollusca; Gastropoda; Lymnaeidae.